Messenger RNA from Centruroides sculpturatus (bark scorpion), 589 nucleotides. RefSeq names its product dnaJ homolog subfamily C member 24-like. The transcript is spliced from 4 exons. Gene Ontology annotation, molecular function: ferrous iron binding; ATPase activator activity. Gene Ontology annotation, biological process: positive regulation of ATP-dependent activity. Lineage: Eukaryota; Metazoa; Arthropoda; Arachnida; Scorpiones; Buthidae. The record is from RefSeq and is a predicted model, not a curated record. Bases 31 to 453 code for a protein of 140 amino acids.
CCGGCCUAUUUUAUCGUCUGGUGGUUUGUUAUGGAAGAUGGCGAAUUUGUAGAUUUUUACGCGAUUCUGGGUUUGACGAAGAAUGCCACCAAGGAAGAACUUAAAAAACAAUACCAUUCUCUUAUAUUAAAACAUCAUCCUGACAAAACAAAAGUAGAAGAUUCUGUUUCACAUUUCUGUAAAAUUGAUGAAGCCUGGAAAACUCUAAGUAAUGAUCAACUGAAAAAUGAAUAUGAUGCAAAACUAAAAGCUUGGGAAUUGAAAAAUACACAUGCAGUACAUGAAGAAGUGAAAAUUAGUAGUAUGAAUAAAAUUUCAGACGAGAGUUACGAGAGAAGUUGCCGUUGCGGCGGAUCUUACAUACUAGAUCCAGAAGAUUUAAAGUACGGCAGCUGUCUCGUCAUAGAAUGCGACAGUUGUUCGUUAAAUAUUUUGGUUCAGACCGGACUUUAAGAUGUGUUUUUGUGUUAAGCAAGAAUUUGAAUGUUAGAUGAACACAAAAGUGAGUUGGUUUUAAUAAUUUUUGAGAAAUGAAUUAUUCUGUACAAUUAUUGAUACAAAGCACGUUUAUAAAAAUAUAAAUUUAUUU